GGACACCGGCGCGCCUUUGUCUGCCCGUGCAGCGCGCGUGCGCGUGUGUGUGUUUGUGUGCGCGUGUGUGAGGGCGCCGUGAUGUGAGGAGGCGAGGGGAUGUGAAGAGCAGCGUCUGCCAUGAGAGUGUUCGGCUGUCGCUGGCCCUUCUGGAACCUGCACAGCGUGGCCCCAGGUCCACCAUCAACUCCCAUCAUGCCUGGUGGGGCACCUGGAACUCCCUCAGCGAAAGCCAAAGAAAAGCUAAUGAUCCGGCCAAAGGUGGUGGUCGCUCUUUACCCAUUCAAAGCAAUUGAAGGUGGUGACAUAUCAUUGGAGAAGGGUGCUGAGUAUGAGGUGCUUGACGAUUCACAGGAACACUGGUGGAAGGUGAAAGACGAGCACGGGAACAUAGGUUACAUCCCUAGUAACUAUGUGAAGGAGAAAGAAUUACUGGGCCUUCAGAAAUAUGAGUGGUAUGUUGGAGACAUGUCCAGACAGAGAGCAGAGUCACUUCUGAAGCAGGAAGACAAGGAAGGGUGCUUUGUGGUGCGAAAUUCGUCCACAAAGGGUCUCUACACACUCUCACUAUAUACCAAAGUUCCUCAUCCCCACGUGAAACAUUAUCACAUCAAACAGAACUCUCGGGGAGAAUUCUUCCUGUCCGAGAAGCACUGCUGCAGCUCCAUACCGGACCUGGUCAACUACCACCGCCACAACAGUGGUGGCCUUGCAUCACGGCUCAAGGCUAGCCCCUGUGACCGCCCUGUUCCUGCCACCGCUGGCCUCAGCCAUGAUAAGUGGGAGAUUGACCCACAAGAACUGAUGUUGUUGGAAGAACUCGGCUCCGGGCAGUUUGGCGUCGUUCGCCGUGGCAAAUGGCGCGGAUCUAUAGAUGUCGCCGUAAAGAUGAUGAAGCAGGGGACUAUGUCAGAAGAUGACUUCAUUGAGGAGGCUAAGGUCAUGACGCGGCUGCAGCACCUCAACCUGGUCCAGCUGUACGGCGUGUGCAGCAAGCACCGGCCAAUCUAUAUUGUGACGGAGUACAUGCGUCACGGCUCGCUGCUCAACUACCUCCGCCGGCACGAGGCCUCGCUCGGCGGCAACACCGGCCUGCUGCUCGACAUGUGCAUACAGGUGUGCAACGGGAUGGCGUAUUUGGAGCGCCACAAUUAUAUCCACAGAGACCUGGCAGCACGGAAUUGUCUGGUUGGUUCAGAAAAUGUCGUGAAGGUUGCCGACUUUGGUUUAGCAAGGUAUGUUUUGGAUGACCAGUACACGAGCUCUGGUGGCACCAAAUUCCCCAUCAAGUGGGCACCCCCUGAGGUGCUCAACUACACCAGGUUCUCAUCGAAGUCCGAUGUUUGGGCAUAUGGAGUCUUGAUGUGGGAAGUGUUCACAUGUGGCAAAAUGCCUUACGGGCGUCUCAAGAACACUGAAGUCGUUGAAAGGGUGCAAAGGGGCAUUGUACUGGAGCGACCAAAGGCGUGUUACAAAGAGGUGUAUCAGGUGAUGCGCAAGUGCUGGUGCCAUGCGCCGGAGGACCGCCCGUCAUUCCGGUCACUGAAGGAGCAGCUGGUGAGCGUCUCACAGGGUGUCAUGGCUGACUGACUGCCCCCGGCACCCUCCCCUCCGGCCGCCCCACCGCCGCCGCUCCCGGAUUCUGUGUCCACGCCUGCAUCCGUACCUGUGCCCACUCCGAGCCCAGCAUGCAUAUUCUGCACAUCCUACGGCCACCCUUGGGCCGAACUGUGCCGUGCCAUCCAAGCAAGCCGUCGGACUGCUAAGUAGUGGCAGCAAAUGGGCGCUGUUAGUGAGGCUCAGGCCAUCGGCUGUCGUACUGCGGCCAAUGUCUCAGUGGAGGUACAUCUUCUGUUGGCGGACAUUAUCUAAUAACUUAUCUGUCCAUCUCGUCUCUUUGAUCUCAUGUCGUACACUGGUUCAUUAUAUUUGGAGGUAUACUCCAUGUGUGUAUCACUCUGAAGAAGUGUUUUUUUGUGCAGUGGUAAUUGUAAUAUUUUAAAUGCAUCAUAAGUGACUCGGAAGACACUGUUACGGCUGAACAUUGAAGUUAAUGAUACCACAUGUUUAACCAGGUGAUUGAUCUUCCGCCUGGCUGCACAUAUUCUUGACUGUAGUUUUGUGUGUGAUGGUACCCAGUCUGGAAACUGUUGUUGUGAUUCCUGAUUCAUAAAUUGUAUUUAUUCCUAAUGACCCUAGUCUCUGUAUCUUGAUAUUACUCAAAUGAAUUUUGCUGCGAGCACUAGAUUAAUGGAAGGAAUCAUUUUAGCUGUUGUCGUUGUGCCAUACUCUGUAACCAGCAGUGGGUGGAUUGUAUGUGAAUUUAGAACUCUGGCUGUGAGGGUGAAUACUGCUGCCAUUUGCUUGGACAGUGUAUGUUUUUAGUGCUUUCCUCUGCUACUUUUAUCAAGAUCUUGUACGCACAAUGUCCUGGAAUAGCAGUGUGGGUAAUUUAUUAGGAAAGCCUCGUGUUAAAAUGUUAGGAAGAUUUUUUACUACUGCAAUUAUUUUUUGGUAAGCUGUUGUAAUAUUUUAUUAAAUUGUUAGAAAUUAAUUUCUGAGAUGUGUGUGUUUGCCAAGAAGUUCCAUAAUUGGGUAUUUAUAUAUGAGGUUGCAUGUGAUAUGUUGGAUAUGUUAUAUCCUCUGAAUUAGAAAUAAUUUUAUAUCUGCUGUCUAAACAUUAGAAUGUGUGUGUGUGUGUGUGUGUGUGUGUGUGUGUGUGUGUGUGUGUGAACAUGUGCAUUUGUAAAUGUGUAUGUAUGUGUUCGCUGAGAAAUUGUAAGGUUUUUUUAUUGUCUUGAUAUAUAAGGUACCAUUACACAACGCUUCCUCAUGUGUUGAGGUUUUAUUGAAAAGACUUAGAAAUGUAUCACUAUUGGACUGAAAAUAGUUCAUAGCUGUUUCUCCAAUUGCAACUUGGAAGUAUCUUUAGUUAGGUAAUUACCAAUAGAUUAAUUUAUUUAAGCAGGGAAUCUUCAGUGGAAUAGAAUACGUGACAUUCCUGGUGUUGUAGUUCUGAAUUUCUGGUGCACAAAAAUAAAUUUUGUGGCCUUAGAAGAAUAUGUCUUACACAAUUAAAAAGAAACAAAUUACUUGUCAACAGAUUAUAAAUGUAUGCUCUGCUGCAUAAUAAUUUGUUAAUGACAAUUCACAGUUAAUCAGUUUUCUGUUAGAAACUUUUAGGGACCAGGUAAUUUUUAACUAAUCAACAAAGAAACUUUGCUUUAUCUCUUUCUUCAUUUGGAAAUUUACUGCCCUUUGUAAUGUCCUAAACACUGGAAUUUUGAGUAAAUGAAAAAAAGAAAAAAAAAAUCUGACUGCAUAGUCACAAGCAUAUUGCUGCUACUCAGAAAUGUGCUUUCCUAAACAUUCACUGUUAACAAGAUACGGUUGUGUAACUUGGUUGAAAAUAUUCACAUCAUCUUGUACUUAAUAUUGUUGUGUGCCUAGCAGUAGAUUUUGCUGAGUGUCAUGAACAUAGUUUAGGCACUGUACUUACACAAAAACUGGAAAGGUGAUUUUUUAAUUUCUUCUAUAGCUCAGAAUGUGGUUUUUCAGUUUUGGAAUUUAUAGACUUUUUCCCAUCAUAAAUGAAUGAAAAAAUUCAUUUUAACAGCAUAAUAAUGUAAAGUAAGAACUUUUUGUCCAGAGUAGCUGUUAAAACAAGAAUGUAUAUUUUUGGCCUUGUAGAUGAGAGAGAGAGAGAGAGAGA
Molecule: messenger RNA, 3712 nt
Organism: Schistocerca nitens (vagrant locust)
Lineage: Eukaryota; Metazoa; Arthropoda; Insecta; Orthoptera; Acrididae
Gene: Btk29A
Product: tyrosine-protein kinase Btk29A
Exons: 12
Coding region: 121-1590 (489 amino acids)
Biological process (GO): peptidyl-tyrosine autophosphorylation
Molecular function (GO): non-membrane spanning protein tyrosine kinase activity; ATP binding; protein binding
Source: RefSeq, a predicted model, not a curated record